AUGUGGAUAGAACAGGGUGCAACCCAUCGACUACUAUCGAACAACUUCAACGAAGACCGCUGGAAAACCGCUGCUCUCAAGAACGCGUACGCAUUGAUGGGCAGGAGAAGAUUCGAGUAUGCUGCAUCAUUCUUCCUACUUGCAGAUCAUCUACAAGACGCUGUCAGCGUUCUUCAUAACCAGCUUGGUGAUACGCAGCUCGCCAUAGCAGUCGCCCGCGUCUACGGUGGUGACGACUCGCCCAUCUUGCUGGACUUCUUGAGAGAUAAGAUCCUGCCUCAAGCUGCGAGAGAGGGCAAUCGAUGGCUCGCAACAUGGGCAUACUGGCUACUGAACAAGAAAGACAUGGCCGUUCGCUCGCUGGUCACACCGCUGACAGCUCUACUCGAGACCUCCGACCCGCCCAGUUCAGCCGCUAAAUCGUACCUCACCGAAGACCCCGCCUUGGUAGUCCUGUACAAGCAACUCCGCGAGAAAUCACUUCAAACAUUACGCGGAGCCACAAUGAUAGGCAUGCGCGAAGAGUGGGACUUUGUGCUACAUACAGCUGGCCUAUACGACCGCAUGGGCUGCGACGUCCUCGCCCUCGAUCUAGUCAAGACAUGGGAGUUCUUACUCCCACCACCACCGACGAAAGCAACGUCCGGUCGUCCACCGCUGAGCCCCUCGAUGCCGCGUCAAAGCUAUCAAUCGCGAGGCCGAAACCAAUCUGCGACGGACUUUGACUUUGAUCCUAGGAAACUGCUACGUAGGAGGAGUUCACUUGUUAUCGCCGAUUUACCGGUAAGAGAGCAUGCUCAUAACGAUUUGGCGGAAAGUAAGGGGACGCUGGAGGAAAGUAGGGAGAGUGAUGAAGAGGAUGGUGAAGAAGAGGGGGAGCAAGAGGAAGAGGAUAAGAAGAAUGACGAGAAGCCUAAGGAGGAGCCGAAGAAGAAACCGCCACCGACUCAGUUCAAUGAGCCGGAUGCGAAUAGUUUGUUGGAUGCUUUCGGGUUUUAG
Alternaria hordeiaustralica is the source of this 999-nucleotide messenger RNA. RefSeq lists its product as uncharacterized. The record is from RefSeq and is a predicted model, not a curated record. Lineage: Eukaryota; Fungi; Ascomycota; Dothideomycetes; Pleosporales; Pleosporaceae. Bases 1 to 999 code for a protein of 332 amino acids. The transcript has 2 exons. Gene Ontology annotation, biological process: vacuolar acidification. Gene Ontology annotation, cellular component: RAVE complex.